Oncorhynchus gorbuscha (pink salmon) is the source of this 5220-nucleotide messenger RNA. Its product is annotated as cAMP and cAMP-inhibited cGMP 3',5'-cyclic phosphodiesterase 10A-like. Lineage: Eukaryota; Metazoa; Chordata; Actinopteri; Salmoniformes; Salmonidae. Bases 343 to 2982 code for a protein of 879 amino acids. The transcript has 22 exons. The record is from RefSeq and is a predicted model, not a curated record. Gene Ontology annotation, biological process: signal transduction; negative regulation of receptor guanylyl cyclase signaling pathway. Gene Ontology annotation, molecular function: protein binding; 3',5'-cGMP-stimulated cyclic-nucleotide phosphodiesterase activity.
GCUGCCACGGCGAGGAGAGGAGGCGGUUCAACCGACGUUUAGCUACACCUCGUAAGGCAAGGGAGUGGGCAGACCCUGUACCGCCGCUGCUCUCGCCUCUACCGUGUACGGUAGGCUACCGUGCUCAUCACGGAUCACGCACUGCUUACGACCUCUGCACCCCCCCCAACCCCCUCCAGCUCGUUCGGCUAGUGGUAUUGUAGGACCUAUAAUCUCCAGGCAAUCUGGAUCAACCUUUCCAGUUCCGGUAACGAACAGCGGCAGUUUGAGCAGAGAAGCACGGCCCCCUGGUUUCUCUCCGUAGCGUGUCCCUCCUUGCGCUCUGCUCUCACACAGGCAGACAUGGAUGAUGGUCCGUCUUCGACAAGCUGUUUUCGAAGGAUAACGGACUGUUUUCUGGGCCCAAGUCUGACUGAUGACAAAGUGAAGGCCUACCUCUCCCUUCACCCUCAGAUGCUGGAUGAGUUUGUAUCCGAGAGCGUGAGUUCAGAGACACUGGACAGAUGGCACAAGAGGAAGAGCAGCGGAAGCCUGCCUGCAGAUGACACGUCAUCAGGCAGUAGGUACCAGGACAGUAACAUGCAGAACGUGGUACAUGACCUCACCAGUUACCUGGAACAGCGGCUGGACCCCGGAGGAGACAACAAGCUUCUAUUCUAUGACUUGUGCACCAUCAUCAAAACAGCCACGAAAGCAGACGGAUUUGCACUUUACCACUUGGGAGAAUGCAACAAUAGCUUGUGUUUGUUUAAACCGGCGGGGGCUAAGGACGGUCCCCCCACCUUCAUCCCAGCUGGUCCCAUCACGUUUGGGACCACCAUCGCCGCUCAUGUCGCCACAACACGCAAAAUACUGCUAGUAGAGGACAUCACAGGGGACGAGCGUUUCCCUGAAGGCACAGGUCAGGACUCAGACUCAGGGAUUCAUGUUCACUCUGUCCUGUGCCUCCCCAUCCUCACUGCCAUCGGUGACCUCGUAGCUAUCCUGGAGCUGCAUCGGCACAGAGGCCACGAGCCUUUCAAUAUCAGCAACCAGGAGGUUGCGACGGCGAGUUUAGCAUGGGCAUCUGUAGCUAUUCACCAAGUACAGGUGUGCAGAGGCCUAGCCAAACAGACCGAGCUCAAUGACUUCCUGCUAGAUGUGUCAAAAACGUACUUUGACAACAUUGUGGCAAUAGAUUCUCUACUUGAACACAUAAUGAUAUAUGCAAAAAACCUGGUGAAUGCGGACAGAUGUGCCCUGUUCCAGGUGGACCACAAUAACAAUGAACUGUACUCAGACCUGUUCGACAUCGGGGAGGAGAACGAGGGCAAACCUGUCUUCAGGAAAACCAAAGAGAUUAGGUUUUCUAUAGAGAAAGGUAUAGCGGGCCAAGUGGCACGGACGGGGGAGGUCCUUAACAUCCCAGACGCCUAUGCAGACCCACGUUUUAAUAGAGAGGUAGACCUCUAUACGGGCUACACCACGCGGAACAUCCUAUGCAUGCCCAUCGUUUCCAGGGGGACCGUAAUAGGGGUCGUACAGAUGGUUAACAAGCUGAGUGGAAGUGCCUUCACCAAAACAGACGAGAACAACUUCAAGAUGUUCGCCGUCUUCUGUGCUCUAGCCUUGCACUGUGCCAACAUGUACCACCGGAUCAGGCACUCUGAGUGUAUCUACAGGGUAACCAUGGAGAAGUUGUCCUACCACAGUGUCUGUACUUCAGAGGAGUGGAAGACCCUCACACAGCUGGACCUUCCUACACCCCUAUACAAAGAGAUAGAACUGUUUCAUUUUGACAUUAGUCAGUUUGAGGAGCUGUGGCCGGCUGUCUUUGUUUACAUGGUCCACAACUCAUGUGGAGAGACCAGUUUUGAGCUAGAGAAGUUGUGCAGGUUCACUAUGUCUGUGAGGAAGAAUUAUCGGCGUGUUCCCUACCACAACUGGAAACAUGCGGUGAACGUGGCUCACUGUAUGUACGCCAUACUGCAGAAGACCACCGGCAUCUUCACUGAGAUAGAGAAGAAGGGUCUGCUGAUAGCCUGUCUAUGUCAUGAUCUGGACCAUCGAGGAUACAGUAACACCUACCUGCAGAAGUUUGACCAUCCUCUAGCUGCCCUGUACAGCACGUCUACAAUGGAGCAGCACCACUUCUCCCAGACUGUAUCCAUCCUGCAGCUGGAAGGGCACAAUGUUUUCUCCAACCUGACUUCCAGUGAGUACGAGCAGGUGUUAGAGAUCAUCCGCAAGGCCAUCAUCGCUACAGACCUGGCGCUCUACUUCGGCAACCGCAAACAGCUAGCUGAGCUACUGACCACGGAGGCACUGGACCUAGACAACCACCAACACAGGGACCGUGUGAUUGGUCUGAUGAUGACAGCAUGUGACCUGUGUUCCGUUACCAAGCUGUGGCCAAUCACACGACUCACGGCUAAUGACAUCUACGCUGAGUUCUGGGCCGAGGGGGAUGAGAUGAAGAAGAUAGGUAUACAGCCCAUCCCUAUGAUGGACAGAGAUAAGAAGGAAGAGGUUCCUCAGGGGCAGGUGGGGUUCUACAAUGCUGUUGCACUCCCAUGUUAUACCACUUUAUCUGAGCUCUUCCCCCCUUCCAGCCCUCUUCUACAAGCCUGCAAGGAGAACCUUGGUCAGUGGGAGAAGAUAGUAAAUGGAGAGGAGGUGGACAGUGGAGUGAGAGGAGUGUGGGCUCCGUCAGAGCCUGUUGACCCCAGGGCAGAGCCUGUUGACCCCAGGGCAGAGCCUGUUGACCCCAGGGCAGAGCCUGUUGACCCCAGGGCAGAGCCUGUUGAUCGCAGGGUAGAGCCUGUUGACCCCAGGGCAGAGCCUGUUGACCCCAGGGCAGAGCCUGUUGAUCCCAGGGCAGAGCCUGUUGACCCCAGGGCAGAGCCUGUUGACCCCAGGGCAGAGCCUGUUGAUCGCAGGGUAGAGCCCAGCACUGAGGAACCAUCGAACCACGACUCAGGCCCUGUGAAGGUGGACAACUGACUGGCAGUGAAGCCGCGGCUCGCCCUCACUACUUCACAAGUCAAUACGCCCUCAACACAUCCCCUGCCAUUAACAGGGACUACUUCCUGUCUGAACUGUUAGAGAGCCUCACUUCAUGCUGAAACAGGAAGGAGCGGGACACAUGCGUAGGGACUAGGGAAGGUGAUUGGUGGAUUUGACAAACAAGGGGAUUCUUUUCAGGACCACACAGUUACCUCAUUGGGUGAGGGAGGUGAGGAGUAAACCCUGCCAGUGUUCAUUGCUCCGUAGACACGCGGAUGGACGGCUGGAGGACAGCGGGCUCUUGUUCAUUAGGCACGAAACGGAAGCUAACGGGCCGAAACAGGGAGGAACUACCUGGACUUGUCCUUGAGGUGGGGACUCACUUGAUCAACUCCACUGCUCGGGAACCAAUUCAUACCGACCCAAAUGGAUACAUAUGUCUGUGGUGUUGGGUUUGUUUUGGUCUGUUUUAGUUGGUUUUGUUUUUAAUAGAUUUAAAUUGUGGCUGGUUUGUUUUAUGUUCCGGUCUUGUGAUUUGCAGAGGCCUUUAGUCUUUACACUCUAAUCUUUUAAAAAGGGUCAGGAGGUGUGAAAUCUUGACUGUUUUUUUUGUUUGUUUUUUUUGUCGUUUCAGACUUUAUGAAUGUGUCUGAAAUGGCACCCUAAUCCACUACAUAGUGCACUACUUUUGACCGGAGCAAUAUGGGCCCUGUUCAAAAGUAGUGCACUGUAUUGGUACUGUUUGUUUGCCUGCAGCGGUAGACUGACUAACUUAUCGCAAGCAGAACUACAUGGGAGGAGGUGGUUGGCUCUCAAAGAGAGACAGAAAGAAUGUUUAUUAGCAUGUUGCAACAAAUGUUCUAGAAUGUUUUCUGGCACUUUGAGCAACAAAGUGUUUUUGCAGUACUUGAAUGAAGACAUAUCGAGAAAAAACAAACAUACAGCCCUAGUCUAUUCUAUUCAGAAACAGCGUCUUGUGUAAAGCACAGACAGACAAAGUUAGUGUGACCAACAGGGCUGAGUUAGAUCAUGUCAACAUUUAGCAAGUCGUGUCACAUGAGGGUCACAAUGUUCUAUGCAGAAAUAGCACCCAACACCCAGGCAGACCUGAGUUCAAACAUUUUUUGAAAUAAUUUCAAAUACUUCAUCUGGGCUUGAUUGAGCUUGCCUGGCACAAUAAACCAAUUAGAAGAGUUGCAAGUGUAAAAAAAAAAGUGCAACUGCCCAUCUGGUAAUAUAUGCAGGCUAAAGCAAUUGCUAAAGUAUUUGAAAGAUUUCCAAUAGUAUUUAAACCUACCAGGUCUGCAUCUCGCCACCCCGAUACUUGCCACAAUCAGUCUUUUAGGUUCUAGAACCCAGAAUCUUGGGCAAUCAGUCUUUUAGGUUCUAGAACCCAGAGCUUUAGGCAAUCAGUCUUUUAGGUUCUAGAACCCAGAAUCUUGGGCAAUCAAUAUUUUAGGUUCUAGAACCCAGAACCUUGGGCAAUCAGUCUUUUAGGUUCUAGAACCCAGAAUCUUGGGCAAUCAAUCUUUUAGGUUCUAGAACCCAGAACCUUGGGCAAUCAGUCUGUUUUUGAGCUCUAGUUGUAGACUGGUCUCAGAUCUGUUUGUGCUGUCUUACCAACUAGAACAGCUCCUGAGUCAAGUCCAAUGGUACAUUGAUUCUCUGUACUGCGUUCAUAGCACACCAAGGCACAGGACAAACACGCACAUUGCUACAACGUUGAUUUAAAAGGAAUAGAUAUUGAUUGAUAGCCAGAACAUUAUGUCAAGACAGCAGGCAUAAGGAAUACUCUAUAGGGUUGCACAUUUUCCUUAACUUUCCCAAAAUUCCCCCGUUUUCCAGAAAUCUUGGUUGAAAGACUCUUGGAAUAACAAGGGGAUAAGGAGGAAAUCAAGGAAUCCGUCAACCAGGAUUUCUGGAAAACCGGGGAAUUUGGGAAAGUUACCACGAUUAAUACAGUAUCAUUUAUCAUUUGAAAACAUUGAUUUUGUGAAUAAUACUAUAUACCUCAAUUAAUCUAAUAUCGACAGUAAAUUUUCUUUGAUAUUUUUCUUACCAUUUCCAGUUGUAUUCAUAAAACGUUUGAGGUAUAUGUAUGAUAAUUGGCCCGUAGCAUUGGCACUUGCUUGUUCUAUCCAAACGGUCUCCUUGCUCCCUGUGCGUCUCUGCCACAUGUGCUGGAGCCCCUGAAAUGCUGGAGCAUGUCCAUGUCACAUAAACAACAAAAGCCGG